AUGACAGACCUAUAUACUAUACCACAACCAUUAUACUUUGAUAAGAAGUCUGGUAUGUCACACGAUGAGUUCAAGAUUGCCAUCGAAGUGUCUACAACAGUCUAUGUAGGAUUCCUCUCAUUCUACACAACCGAAGAGCAACUCUAUGAACUCUUCUCAAAGUGUGGAGAGGUCAAGAAGAUAGUCAUGGGUUUGGACAGAAUACAAAAGACUCCCUGUGGCUUCUGCUUUGUAGAAUACUAUUCUAAAGAGGAUGCAGCAGAUUGUAUAAAGUAUAUUAAUGGAACAAAGUUGGACGAUAGGUUGAUUCGUUGCGAUUGGGACUAUGGUUUCAAGGAGGGAAGACAGUAUGGAAGAGGUGUUAGCGGUGGUCAGGUGCGUGAUGAGUACAGAACAGAUUAUGACCCAGGUCGUGGAGGCUAUGGCAAGCAGAAACUGGUCGAGAUCGAACAUGGUGUACCAGAGUAUGAUCAACAGGCCGCUCAAGCGGCACCUCCUCAACAACAACCACAAUUCAAGAAGCGUGUUCGUGAUGACGAUGUCGACGAUGGCUCAAAGAAGAGUCAGAGCAGAGAGAAUAAUGGCAAGAGUGGCAGGUUUAGAGAGAGAGAUGAACCAGACGAAGACGAUUAA
This is a messenger RNA of Acytostelium subglobosum LB1, 633 nucleotides long. RefSeq lists its product as hypothetical. NCBI's taxonomy places the organism in Eukaryota, Evosea, Eumycetozoa, Acytosteliales, Acytosteliaceae. Gene Ontology annotation, cellular component: nuclear cap binding complex. The coding region runs from base 1 to 633 and encodes 210 amino acids. Gene Ontology annotation, molecular function: RNA cap binding. Gene Ontology annotation, biological process: mRNA cis splicing, via spliceosome. The record is from RefSeq and is a predicted model, not a curated record. The transcript is spliced from 3 exons.